Parasteatoda tepidariorum (common house spider) is the source of this 1466-nucleotide messenger RNA. RefSeq names its product neuroligin-4, X-linked. The record is from RefSeq and is a predicted model, not a curated record. Lineage: Eukaryota; Metazoa; Arthropoda; Arachnida; Araneae; Theridiidae.
UAUAUUUUUAAUGUUUUUUUACAGAAAUCCUAAUUCAUUUAAAGUGGAGAAAACAAAAGAAAAACAUAGAAGCAAAAUUGAUAAGAGCUGGCCCAUAUAUGAUAAUGUACAUCAAAAAUAUAUGAUGCUUGGGGUUAAGCAGAAGGUACGUGAUCACUAUCACGCUCAUCGUCUCUCAUACUGGUUAAAUCUAUUCCCAAAGCUCCAUCGAACUAGAUCUGAAAACAUUAAUCUCGAACACAGUUUUCUCAUUGAUCACGAUAAUCCAUUAUCAUAUGAAGGUCCUGUGAGAGAGGUUCCAGUAAUUCUACCAAGAAUUGUAACAAAUGCUACAGCUAGUCCGAAAAUUGUAACCUCAAAAAAUGACACCAGUAAGGAUACUGCAAAGACCAAGACUGUUACCACGGUGCAGGUCAAUUAUCAAUUACCUACAAAAGAUUUAAAUGUGACUGAGUCUUCUGGAUCAAGUAUAUUAAGUGAACGUUAUUCAUUGGUGCUUCAUGCAACUGUAGGCGCUGGAAUAAUUCUUCUUCUUCUUAAUAUACUUAUAUUUGCUGGAAUUUAUUAUCAACGUAUUGAAAGAAAAGCUAAUGCUGCAUUGCGUAAGCGAAAUUCAAUGCAAACAUCAUUUCAAGAGCUUCAAGUGCAUCAGUCUGUAAUUACUCAUAAAAAAGCUGUAACGUUUCGAGAUCCUCCAUCAUCGCUGAUGUAUCAGACUGGAGACCUUGCGCUUCAACCACCAUCCCACUACAAACAUCCUCAUAAAGUGCACUUGAAACCUUGCACCAUUCCAACACCUCCAGAGCUCUCUCAGAAGUGACCUUAACCGCAACUAAAAUUCAUUUCAUAAGUGCUUUGCUGAUGUUUCAGCCAACUUAUCAUUUGGCUGUCAACAUUCAUAAUCCGAUCUUACUGAUGAACCAAGCAAUUUAAGUGGUUAAGCUGCAUAAAUUGUUUACGAGAAGCUUUUGCUGCAGAAAGGAGAAAUGGAUUUUAAAAUAGAUACCUCUGUAAUAUGCUCCUUCUUUGAUGUACGCAUUAUGUUUUUAUUCAAUGUGCCAAGGGUGGUAUUUUCAAGAUGAUAGAUGGCUCUCUGAACUUAAAUCUAGAGACGAGAAGUUAGAAGAAAUAUCGUCUAUAAUUCAUUAUGUUACUAUGUUUGUACUAGACAAGGAUUUAAAACUGAAGGUUAAAUACACACAUACAAGUUAAAUUAUUUAAAAACAGAUAAGGGCAAGUUUGUGUUAUAAAAGAAGAUGCUUUUAUAAUCUAUACCAGAAACAGCCGAAGGAUUUUUAAUGAUUGAUGCAGAUAUCACAUUAUGUAUAUUAUUUGAUAAGUGCAUGCCAUAAAUUGUAAAUGCUCUGUUCUGAACAUUAUUCUUGUGAAUCAUACACUGUAAAAAAUAUUCAUAAAUUUGAAACAUAUAUUUUUGUGUAUUAAAAUAAAUAUUAUAUUUUUUCCUA